Messenger RNA from Schistosoma turkestanicum, 4944 nucleotides. NCBI's taxonomy places the organism in Eukaryota, Metazoa, Platyhelminthes, Trematoda, Strigeidida, Schistosomatidae. The record is from the annotation of a GenBank genome assembly.
AUGGGAGAAUCUGCUUUGAAGGUAGUUGUUGAGGAUGGAGAGUUUGUUCUAGAAAAACCAGAUGUCGUUUCUCAAUACAGUCGCGUAAUUGCAGUGUCUCCAUCUAAUUCUAUGUUAUCAGCCGGAUUAAAAGUAGGGGAUCUCGUAACUUCUGUUGGCAGGAUUCCUGUUAGUGGAUUAAAACUCGAUGAAUUGCAGGCCUUGAUUAAUGACUCUACCAGUUCCGGUGAAUUGAGACUGAAAGUAAUAGAGAAUGGAGGUGAAAUAUGUUGUUCUUUCACAGUGGAAGUUGGUAACAAAACUAUUUGUCAAACAAUUAAUACAGCUGAUGCACUCCCACCAGACAAAUCAGAACAUGAGAAUUUGCGAAUAAUACAUAGACAGGCAUAUCGUUCAUCUCCAGAUACUACGAGAUCACAACGCAAUUUUAAUCUAAAGAACAGUUCUCUUGAAAAACCUAACCCACAGAUAAAUUACAAACCCAAACACACUUCUGCUUAUUCUCCUGUUAUCGGUUCUUGCGGGUCUCAUUUAGGUGCAGUUGCAAGGCUGGCUAUCGAUGGUGGACUGACAACUGAUCAGUUGCUUCAAAUUGGAUGUUCAGAAACUAAUCAACUUGGACAUCAUUUACAUCAAUCGGCCACCAGCUUUAAUCAUAAACGUUUGGUGUCAGAUCCUAAACACAACUCUCUACACUCAAGGAAUACGAAUUUCUCAACUACGCAUCCUACGUCGCCACACCCUCACGUUUGUCGUAUUUCUCCCCGAGGGACUAGAAGACCUGUAUACUAUAGCUCUAGCCAAUCUGUUAACCUUGUUCGAAGUCCUGCCACAACUGCAGCACAUGACCGGUCACAUGUUACUGUUUCUCCUACUCGAACGGCUCAUUGCAAUCCUCAUUUAUCGCAGCGCUCCACAUCUCGUGAUAACCCACCAACGUCUCAUCUUAAUAGUGGUGGUCGUGUUUCGCUUGCUGCUCAGAUGACUCGUGUUGGUGGACUUGUAUUUGCAACUGGUUCACCAAAUCUUGUAUCAGAAAAUUCGGAUUCGAACCCGGUUGAAAAAAGUAUUGCUUCAGCCAAGCCCUAUCAGUCGGUAUCUGCUUGUACUUCUCCCACAAACGUAAAACAUACUGUAUCAUCUCAUUCACCAUCGGGUUCUUUUUUUUCAUGUUCAGAUGUUCCUAGUCCAACGAAUACCCCACCUUUAUCUUCUACAAAUGUUACAUCGAGUAUAGCAGCUACAGAUAUAGUUCGUUUGGGACCGGGUAAUAUUGUUACUCGAGCUCCAGCUGGUUCGGCUGUGUACAGUCCUUCAAGUUUGAUCCGAAUGCAUUGUUCUCCACAACCGUAUGUUGGAAUGGGGAUAACUGAAAGUUCUUAUGUUCCGGUAGUUUCCACGCUUACAAUCUCCAAUUUAAAUGUCCCUUCACCUGUAUUAUCUGAUGGAGAUGAUUCUUGUUUAUGUACAAAGCCCACUAUCAAUUCUGAACCAAAUAUUUCAACUACAUAUUCAGAUUUGGAGACAACUAGAACAUCGGAAUCAAUCUUCCCUUGUUCAACAUCCUCCCCAAGUCCUACAGAAAUGUCUCCAUCAAUAGUAAAUCGACCAGGAGCUAAGAAAAGUUAUGCGAAUCCUUCUCUACGGUCUUCAGCACCUGUGAAGUCAUCAUCCCAAUAUAUUCCUACUUCAGAUUGCCCUGUCGCUGAUUCCUUCCUACCUCAUCCUAAACCUUUGCAUCCUCACAAUGUACCAAGUUCACAAAUAGUUCGGACUGUUCGACAUCUUCGGCGUAUAAGACACAUUCUUGGUGAUCCUAUUGGCUAUACCAGUUCUGUAACAUCAGCAUCCACCAGUGCACUUGCAGAUGAAGAUAAAGAUGACUCUGUUAACUCUUCUAACGUUGGACAACUGCGAUCCCAUGGUUACUAUUCUGUUGAAUCAGUCAGACGACCCAGUUUAGUAUGCGAUUGUUCAGAUCAGACUACAAAUGUGAAUGACAGGAAAUCUGUAAAAAUUUCCAACUCUCAUACGCCAUCAUAUCCUGUAAUUGCAUCUCUUCAUUGGAAUGAUUCUAAGAUAGAGGAUUCUAAAAAGUCACUAGUUUGGUGUAAUUAUCAAAUGACGUUAUCAGGUCAAACACUGGUGUUAACACGAGCGAAUGAUUUUUCAAGUCAGAUAUCUACUCAUCACGCUGAUCUUGACGACAAUUCUUUUCACAUUCAUAUUCCGUUAUCUGGAGAAAGUAUAAUUUGGUAUUCACCUUCUGAGUUGCCCGGGAUAACACAUAUAUCUUUACCGUCGAAUUAUGAUUCAGAAACUGGGGUCAUUGGUGUGUUACACAGUUCAAGAUUAAACCUUACAUGUUAUCUUAAUUUUCCGGAUCGUCAGAUAGCGUCUAAUAUAUUUGAUCGUUAUGGACCAGGAAAAAUCAAUAAAGACUCUAAAGAGUCACAGAAACACUCCACAACCCAUUCGUCUCAAACUAGCUUACCAUCACAUGGAUUACGUCCCAAAUUUUCCUCAGGACGAUCUAGUCUUGGUCUUGCUGGACCUUCUGGUGUAGCGCCACUAUUUAAAGCAGUCGGAACUGCCGCAGCAUCAGUCGGCAUGCAGCUUAGCGAGUAUAUUAAUCUGCAAGGAUUAUUACCGUCGAAUAAACAGUCUACGAUUUCUGUCUCUUCUACACAAGAGCCUGCUCCAGCUGGGAAUGGCGAUAUUAACAAAUCACAAAGUGAUAAAACAUCAAAUAUUAACUCAUCUGAUCCGUCGAAUUUCAAUUCACAGCCGAGUAAAUCCAAAGAGCUUAAAUUUCUUCCUUCUCUUCCUCGAGGUCGUGGACGUUUACAUCAAGCACUUACUAGAAUGAAGCGUGCAGCUACAGCAUCUUGUGAUCCUACCAGCCAUUCAGGUUCUAAUGUAACAAGAAGAUUUGCUUCAUCUCACGGCUUUGGAAAAAAUAAAUCUAUUCCCAUAAGUUCUCCUAUUCAAGCAUCCAUUCAACAUAUGAAUUCUUCAAUUAAUUUAGAAAACAGUUUCAAUGCCUCAUCUCAGUUACAUAAUAAUCACAAUCAGCUAGCAUUAUUGAUGGCUACAUCAGUUUCACCAUCACCUUCGUUGCAAACUCCAUGUUUAACUUAUCUGCAGAUGGAAUGUAAUGAAUCAGUUCAUCCUAAUAUUGAUUCAUCUGACGGAUCCCAUGAAUAUUCAUACAAAGAACCUGGUCAUUAUAUUGAUAUACCAGUCAGCCAACAGUCUAGGAAAGAACAUAAAGCAACUAGGCAGCUUACUGUGUUAGUAUCGGAAACUGUAAAUCAAGACAUAAACUCAGAAGGCAAUGUAAUCCAAAGGAUUAGCAAUCGAAGUGAAUACACAUUAUUUGUUCAAUCCAAACAUCCUUUCAUACCGUUGCCUAUACAACUAAGUAAUCCUUUGCCAUUGCAUAAAUGUCCUAGAAGUACAUUAUCUCCUUUUGUUCCUUUUGUGGUAGAACUCUGCGUUACAUUGGUUGAACGUUAUGGUCUCAAUUGUAUCGGUAUUUAUCGUUUAUCUGGAAGCAAGGUAGCUCAUGACUUUAUUACUUCUGAAUUAAGCAAAGAUAUUACUACAAUCGAUGUCACAUCAGAUAAGUGGAAUGAUUUACAUGCUGUUUGUGGAGUUUUGAAAACAUUUCUACGCAAUCUACCAGACUCUCUUUUUCCUAAAGUUAUGUAUCCUGAUUUUUUGGCUGCAUGCCGUUUAUCACAACGUGAAAAACGUCUUCUGUCUAUUCAGCGUUUAUUAAGUAUCAUGGAAUGUUAUCCAUGUCAUCCGGAAUAUAGAGCACAUCGAGCUACACUGCGUUAUCUUGUUACUCAUUUAGCUCGUGUUAGUGCUCGUGAAGGAGUGAAUAGAAUGACAGCGUAUAAUUUAGCUUUAGUAUUUGCACCAAAUCUUGUACAACCAUGUGAAGAUUCACCUGAAUUAUUAAUGAGUGAUUCCAAAUACAAAAUUAUGCUUGUCGAAACUGUGAUUAAAUAUCAUGCAUGGAUAUUUUCACCAGAUUUAGGCUUAGAAAGUGGUUGUUCUGUUCCACCAGAUUCAACAGAAGAUUUAACCCCUGAAAUUGACGUUAAUAAUAAGAAUAAUUCUGCGAUAUGUGAUAAUUCAACUAUGGAUUCUGAAGAUUCAAUUCAACAACCAGGAAGAUUAGAAGGUGAUGUUCAACCGUUGGUCGCUGAAUUAUUAACUGCUGCUGCAAGUUUACCACCUCCACCAUCUGAUAUGGAUUUAGAAACAGCUGAAAUACCUGGACCAGAAUCUGAUCGACCUUCUGAUAUAAUUAUGUCUAGACCUCGUUUCACUUCAAUACCGACUAGUAAUUGGUCAUCUCCAGUAACAAGUAUUUCCAGAAUACCAUCUGGUGGCCUAAUUAAUGAGUUGACUACAACAACAGAAACUCUAUCCACAUUGAAAAUUAAAUCAGAUUUCACUGAAGAUCAAACAAUUGCAUCAGAUGUAGAACAAAAACUAACUGAACAAAAGUUAUCAAGUGUCACUAGUAGUUCAAACUUACGACCACUUCAGACUCCUCCUGGGUUCGGAACUAAACUGGAUAAUUUACGUCAUUUAAGUCAAGGAUGUUUAGAGGAAUAUAAAACAGAAGCACGUAAACUUGGUGUUCGUGUUGCAGAAAGUAGACGUGUACUGGAGAAUACUGUAGCACAACGUGUACAUGCAGAACAACGUUUAUUUGAAGCUAGAAUAGAAUGUUCAGAGUCAUUUGUAGUGACAUCGUUGAAACCUCAACAUGAAUUAUCUACAGAAUUAAUUGUUCAGUCACAAAAUUCCAAUAAUACUUCAACUUCAAUUCAUCCUACUCCUAUUACAACUGAUACAUUAGGAGAUGUGAUUAAUAGUGAAUUUAAAGAUGAAAAUUCGAGCAAUUCUGUUCAUCUUGAAUAA